Perca fluviatilis (European perch) is the source of this 3674-nucleotide messenger RNA. RefSeq names its product somatostatin receptor type 5-like. The record is from RefSeq and is a predicted model, not a curated record. NCBI's taxonomy places the organism in Eukaryota, Metazoa, Chordata, Actinopteri, Perciformes, Percidae. Gene Ontology annotation, molecular function: neuropeptide binding; somatostatin receptor activity. The transcript is spliced from 3 exons. Bases 173 to 1666 code for a protein of 497 amino acids. Gene Ontology annotation, cellular component: membrane; neuron projection. Gene Ontology annotation, biological process: neuropeptide signaling pathway.
GCGAACAGACGGAGCUCUGUAAUCGCAACAGUUCACAAGUCAAAUUUAGGCAAAUUUAACCUCAACUAGACUCCGAUGCAAACACACCUCAGACCAGGUGGAUUGUGGGCCUUUGACGUGUCACUGAUGGGAUCUUAUCAACUUUCGUUGCCGUGUAUUCCUUAAAGCCUCCAUGGAGAUCAUCCAGUCUACCCAGCUGCCUCAGGAAGCCCCUGCAGCUACAUGGAGCAACAACUCCAUCCCCCCCUACUCCCAAUUCCUGCUCCUCUCCACCACUUCUGAACCACUUCUCGGCUUUACCACCAGUGACGGCGCUUUCCUCUUUAACAGCACCUGCCAGAACUGCACCAAACCGGAACCCGGAUCCCUCCCUGGCUUGGCUGGGAUCUUCAUCCCUCUUAUCUAUGCGAUAGUGUGUGUUGUUGGCCUCGUAGGCAACACUCUGGUCAUCCACGUUGUUGUCAACUACACCAAAAACGAGUCCGUCACCAACAUCUACAUCCUUAACUUAGCCAUUGCAGACGAGCUCUUCAUGCUGGGCCUGCCCUUCCUGGCGAUGCAGAACGCUCUGCUCUAUUGGCCCUUUGGCUCUCUCAUGUGCCGUGUGGUCAUGACGGUAGAUGCCAUCAACCAGUUUACCAGCAUCUUCUGCCUAACCGUGAUGUCAGUGGACCGCUACCUGGCUGUGGUGCAUCCCAUCCGCUCCUUCUGGUGGCGGCGGCCCCGUGUAGCCAAGGCAAUCAGUGCCACAGUUUGGGCGGGGUCUAUUGUGGUGGUGCUGCCUGUGGUGGUGUUUGCAGACGUGCUGAAGGAUGAUGGGAACUGCAGCAUUGUGUGGCCUGAGCCAGCAGAAGUGUGGAAGACGUCUUUCAUCGUGUACACGUGCACCGUCGGCUUCUUCUGCCCCCUGCUGGUCAUCUGCUUGUGCUACCUGCUAAUCGUCAUCAAGGUGCGUAGCGUUGGAAAGCGGGCGCAGGCCACGUCCUCUCGGCGCAGGAAGUCGGAACGUAAAGUCACCAGGAUGGUGGUUGUCGUGGUGGCAGUGUUUGUCCUUUGCUGGCUACCAUUCUACGUUCUGAAUAUCGUCAACCUCCUGAUGGUCCUGCCUGGGGACUUCCGGGGGCUCUACUUUUUUGUUGUUGUGCUGUCCUAUGCGAACAGCUGUGCCAAUCCCAUACUGUACGGGUUUCUGUCUGACAACUUCAAGAGAGGCUUCAGAAAGGCCCUGUGCGGCACUUCGCGCAGGGUGAUGAACAACGACAGGGCCGGCACUGAGGUUCAGCGACCAACAGAGGAGUGGGGCGGCAUCGUGCUCCAAGAACAACAAAAAUGUGAAGGAGUCAUAAAUGUACAUAGGAAGGAUUGUGUUGAAAAAGAAGAUGAGGAAAUCAAUGGAACAGGAGGAGGGAACAUACAGAUGAGUGAAAUAUGCAAAAAAUCACAAAAUGGAAACCAAAGUGAAGUAACAAAGACACAGGUCGUGCAAAAAGGUAAACCUGAGCCGGAGCCAAGUCAGAGUUCCAAACAUGGAGAAUUGGCUGAGAAAGGCCCAGGCUUUGAUCCUGCUAAGGUAGCGUCCUCUACGGCCAGCAAAAGCAAAGACAGCAGGUCACAACCGGAAAAUUCCUUGGAAGAUAACAAAGUGCUUGAAAUCACCUAUCUGUAACAGAUUACAUAAAGUCUGUGGAGUUCUUUCCCCAAAGAUGCCAUUUGGAUCAUUUCUUAGAUAUUUGAAAUGGCUGUGAAUAUUACAAACUACAGAUUACAUUACAGUGUUAGAUCAUGUGGGGUGACUACUUUACAAAUUUGUGCAAAUCUUUUUUCCCCCCGGAUGGAAAUUUGCAUUAUGUAAUAGUCUGCCAAAAAGUGCAAUUAUUUUUGCCACGGUGCAAGAAUGCUAAAAUAAUGUGACUUUGAGAAAAUAUGAAAGUAGGCAUGUUAACCAUGUUGGAUUGAAAGCAAAUGGAAACCUGAAUAGUUGGAAUGAGAAAUUUAAAUAUCUGAUCUGUAUCACUGGCUGCAGGUAUUGUGAAGUACAGUUUGGAGUUAUUGUUGCAAGUAGUCUACAGACAUGCAGAAACACUUUGGUAUGGUAAAUAUAUUUACAUUUUAUUUUUGAGGUUUCGAUUUUUUUGUCGCGACUUAAUCUUGAACUUGAAACUGUGUUGCAUUCUGGAAUGGUAUGGUCCCCUUAAAACUGACAAAAGCCCAGACAAGGCUUUUAAUUAGAUUAAAAGUCAUUGAUACGGAGAGCAAAAAGGUCAUGAAAGAGCAAAAAGGUCAUUAAUGACGGUUGGUGAGUGCUUCAGUGACUAUUUGUUUUUUAAAUAUUGUUUUUUUUAUAUUUAUUUAUUCAAUAAUAAUGUUGAAAAGGACUGUCACAAGUACUGUUUUUUUGAGUUAGGAACAUCUUGUUCUGAAACGUCUAAUGCACUGUAUGAAUCAUAUCCCAGUGGGAGGUAACAACUAAUGACCCACUGUGAAAUGAAAAAAUGGUUUACUUUUACAAAAACAUCCCACAAAGAUAAUUGUAGUGUUGUUUAUUUUACGAAAACACAUUGUAGUGUUUGUUGUUUAGUGCUUUUGUUGAGCUUUUGUGCAACAAAUUCAAUACUGUGCGUGCCUAAGCACACAUACAUGGAGCUGAGCACAGAUAACUCAGUCGCUGCAUUUCGUCAGUAUUCUUAAUUAUCUUCUCACUUCAACUGUAACUGAAAACUUGCUUCAGCUUACUUCCCAAGAUGGGCAGCACACAAAAAAAAAAUAGUGCCAGCGCCCUUCUAGGUUUCAGGAAGAAGCAGGUUUAAAGACUAUUUGCUGUGUAACUGGAACUUUAGGGGAGAUACUUUUGCAUCAAAUCUGAAAUACGCUAGUGAGGAAACGGCACACCCUGGGUAGAAAACAGACGAUUAAGUUUGUAUUUAUUUAGUAAAUCCUUUUUAUAAUUAUGAAUGAGACAUGAAAAAGAUUAUUUUUCUUUUAACUCAUUAGAUAGACAGUGUGUAUCCCUGGUGCAUUCAUGUUAAGUGUCUUGCGUCGCCGUUUUAUGCUCAUAGUUACUAUGUUAAUACGGUCAGUGUAAAGCUAAUUGAUUGGUUAUGAUGAUAGGUUGAAAUAGUCGGGGUGUGUGUGUUGUCGUGAAUCGUGAACUCUAUAUUUGUAUGUCUUAUUUAUGUGAAAUCCCAGAAAGGCAGGUUGUAUUACUAGACCAUUUUGCCAAAUUACUGCUUUCGUUUCCUAUGAUCAGUGUUGCCAUUACGAUGUAUUAUCAGCAAUGUUGUCAGAGCUUUGGUCAAGUACACACGCCAGGUGUAAUGUGAGAAGAGGUGGCUCACUAAAUGUUUACAGAUGAUUUUCCAUACACACAUCCAUUAGCCAUAUCAGCUUAUCCUUUUAGGGGGGUGCAAUGGAGCAGGAGCCAAUCCCAGGGGACAUUGUGCGAGAGGCACACAUAAACAGACAACCAUUGACACUCACAUUACUGAUACGGGUAAUUUAGAGUCCCUAAAUAAGUUAACCUGCAUGUCUUUGGCCUUUAGGAGGAAACAGGAGCAUCCUUACAAAGCCCAUGCAGGCACAGGGAGAACAUGCAAACACAGACAGAACCCAGAACCUCCUGGCUGCGAGGCGAACCACUGCACCGCCAUGCCGCCCUACAGAGGAUUGUUGUACGU